This is a messenger RNA of Truncatella angustata, 1400 nucleotides long. RefSeq names its product MGS207 protein. Gene Ontology annotation, molecular function: oxidoreductase activity. NCBI's taxonomy places the organism in Eukaryota, Fungi, Ascomycota, Sordariomycetes, Amphisphaeriales, Sporocadaceae. The transcript is spliced from 4 exons. The record is from RefSeq and is a predicted model, not a curated record. The coding region runs from base 113 to 1330 and encodes 405 amino acids.
GAAUCAUUUACCAGCUCUCAGGUCAAUAAACAAUUUAUAAGCCUCCGCCGCAUGGGUUAUGACUGAGUGAUUAUAGGGCGAUAGACUCUUGAGUACGUAACAAAGACUAGCUAUGGCUUCUCAGGCAGGUUGCGAUGACAGCCGACUGGCGCCAGUUACGGUCCACGACCUUACACAACGCGCCGACGAACAAUCGAAAGCAUUAUCACGACUACUUUUGAGCAAUCACGUCAACUUUGCUGUUCUUCGGGAGCCCCGGCUGUUAUUCCACAACCAUCUUCCACAUGCGCUUGGGUCAUUAUACUUGCUGGGCGCUAGUCCGCAAAAGCUCGAACAAGUAUAUGCCGCCGAAGCAGCUGAGCUCAGAGCCACUAAUGAUGGUCUCAUCCGAGAUGGCAUCACCGAAAGCAACUGGCGUGAUUUUCUAGGCCGUAAAGAUUACACUGUUGCUUUCACCGGCUUCUUCGAUAACGUGGUCGAAAAUAACCAUGGUGAUUGGAAGUCUGUCGUCGAAUCAUAUCUCUUCUCCGGGAGCCAGCCCCUUAUCAAUGGCUUCUCCGGUGGCCUUGCACACCCAUUCAUCCACCUCGCGUACGCCUAUGAGUUCAACAGCAAGGAAGUUGCAACAGAAGCACUGAGCAUGGCAUGCACUGAAUAUGACAGUACUCACCGCUACAUCGAUUGUUACCCUACCGACAAUUCAACAUACAAGACGACCAACAUCGGAGAUGUGUUGCUUCGCAUCCGACAGGACUUUCGCUUCGACAACCUCUUGUGUGAACCCGGAUUCGCGAACCUGGCAGUAAUUGUGGAAAAGCGAGAGUUGGAAAUGUUGGAACAUUGGAACGCAUGGGAAGUCAAUGAUCCCCUAAGACAAUUGUACGAUUGCAUGUUCACAGCGUCUUUACUGUCAGUUGGCGCAGGAUUACCCCUGGGAGAAUUUGACUUCUAUUUAGCCCAUGUGCUGACAGUGGGCCACUCACUUCGUGUUCUGUUUCCUGUUUUCCCACGGAACUGGCAUGUUCCGAUUAUGAGGCAAUAUGGUCUGUUUACGAUAUUGGUGUACAUCGCGCAACUACGACCCGCCUUCAAAGAACAAGACAUAGCAUCGUGGGAUUUGCAAUCAUCGUCCUGGGAGAACGUUGCUCAAAAGUCCCAAGAGAAUGAACUAUCUAUAGACGUUCAUUUUCCCAAAGUUGUCCGAGCUUUGAAGGUCGCCGAGGAGACCUGUGGAUCUAGGGACAAGCACUUUAUGAAAGCAUCCGAGAAGUUUAUCUCGGAGUUUCGGGGCUGGACUGGCUUCGGUUUAGGCGUUGAUGCUAUUCCAUAGCCCUAUCCGGCAGAAAAAUAAUCAUACUAGGAAGUUAACGUAAUGCAAUCUUACCUUCCAAUCAAUCGUG